AGGAGGGCAUGGGGCCUUGUUGUUGGUGUCAGUGAUGGCGGCUGCGGCAGUGGUUGCUCCUCAGGCUGAGGCCUCGGAGUCGUGGUACUUAGCCUUGCUUGGAUUCGCCGAGCAUUUCCGUACCUCCAGCCCGCCUAAGAUCAGGUUGUGUGUGCACUGCUUGCAGGCCGUCUUCCAGUUCAAACCGUCGCAGCGUAUCGAGGCCCGCACUCACCUGCAGCUGGGCUCGGUGCUUUACCACCACACCAAGAACAGCGAGCUGGCCCGGCAGCACCUCGAGAAGGCGUGGAUGAUAUCGCAGCAAAUACCGCAAUUUGAGGAUGUAAAGUUUGAAGCAGCAAGUCUUCUGUCAGAGUUGUAUUGUCAAGAGAACUCCGUGGAUGCUGCGAAGCCACUUCUCCGUAAAGCUAUUCAGAUCUCUCAGCAGACUCCGUACUGGCAUUGCCGGCUGCUCUUCCAGCUUGCACAAUUGCACACCCUUGAGAAAGACUUGGUGUCAGCAUGUGACCUGCUGGGAGUUGGGGCUGAAUAUGCAAGAGUGGUGGGCUCAGAAUAUACAAGAGCAUUGUUCCUGCUCAGCAAAGGAAUGCUUUUGCUGAUGGAGCGGAAGCUGCAAGAAGUGCAUCCUUUACUUACGCUUUGCGGGCAGAUUGUGGAGAACUGGCAAGGUAACCCUAUUCAGAAGGAGUCCUUACGAGUGUUCUUUCUGGUUCUGCAAGUGACACAUUACCUGGAUGCUGGACAGGUGAAGAGUGUAAAGCCAUGCCUCAAGCAGCUUCAGCAGUGCAUCCAGACCAUUUCAACUCUCCAUGAUGAUGAGAUUUUGCCGAGCAAUCCAGCUGAUCUGUUCCAUUGGCUGCCCAAGGAACACAUGUGUGUUCUCGUGUACCUGGUAACAGUCAUGCACUCCAUGCAGGCAGGGUAUCUGGAGAAGGCCCAGAAAUACACAGACAAAGCUCUCAUGCAGCUGGAGAAGCUCAAGAUGCUGGACAGCAGCCCGAUCCUGUCAUCCUUCCAAGUCAUCUUGCUGGAGCACAUUAUUAUGUGCCGUCUGGUCACAGGGCACAAAGCCACAGCAUUGCAAGAGAUAUACCAAGUCUGCCAGCUGUGUCAGCAGUCCCCACGAUUGUUUUCUAACCACGCUGCCCAGCUCCAUACAUUACUGGGUUUAUACUGCAUCUCUGUGAACUGCAUGGAUAAUGCAGAGGCUCAGUUCACAACGGCUCUCAGGCUAACCACACACCAAGAGCUAUGGACGUUUAUAGUGACAAAUCUGGCAAGCGUUUACAUUCGUGAAGGCAACAGACAUCAGGAGCUUUAUAGUUUACUGGAAAGAAUAAACCCCGAUCACAAUUUCCCCGUCAGUUCUCACUGUCUACGUGCAGCUGCUUUCUAUAUCCGUGGACUCUUUUCCUUCUUCCAAGGCAGAUAUAACGAAGCAAAGCGUUUUUUACGUGAAACUUUAAAAAUGUCUAAUGCAGAGGAUUUGAACCGGUUGACGGCCUGCUCCUUGGUGCUUCUAGGCCAUAUUUUCUACGUUCUGGGAAAUCACAGGGAGAGCAACAAUAUGGUCGUCCCAGCUAUGCAGUUGGCCAGCAAGAUUCCAGAUAUGUCUGUGCAGCUGUGGUCCUCUGCUCUUCUAAGAGAUCUAAACAAGGCCUGUGGGAAUACGAUUGAUGCCCAUGAGGCAGCCCAGAUGCAUCAGAACUUCUCGCAGCAGUUGCUCCAGGAUCACAUCGAGGCAUGCAGUCUUCCUGAACACAAUCUAAUAACGUGGACGGACGGCUCCCCUCCUGUACAGUUUCAAGCUCAGAACGGACCCACUACAAGCUUGGCCAGCCUUUUGUGAAACCCUUGCUAAUAUCCUAAUGGACAGAUCCAGCCCUGAAAUGUCUGCACCCCGUUAAGCAUCCAGAAGUACAGGGAGAGCCUAAAACUGCUCCAGUCCUCUGUGUUUUCCACCAUUGGUGUGAUUGGGUUAAUGCAAGCCUUGGAGGAAGGGAUACUGUACUCGGGAUAAUGAGCUGCAGACUGCGUUCCGUACAUGCGGCUAAGGAGGCAUUUCUGCUCUAAACACUGACGUUGGGAACCGAGACGCGUAAUUCCAGUACUCUCCCACCCAAACAUGGCACCAUGUCCCUCUUUAAGUUUGUGGUGCGUUUUCAAAAGCUUGCACCUCCGCAUUAACACGGACAAGGAUUUAAGGAAAUUGGAAGGAGGAAAUACCGGAUUAGAACGUCGCGCCAUAUUUAAUAUCUGCCUUUAACAUUCUGUCUCCCCUCCCCGAUAGAUUUGUGAGAAGGGCAUUUUUUUAGAUUUUAUAUCCAUAAAAUAUAAAUAUAUAUAUAUAAAAUACUUAAAUUUUAUCAACGUUUAGCCUUUUCUGUGCACACAUGCGGUUUUUAUAAAGGGCGGGGGGUUGAAAUUGUCCUGGCCCCCCCUGCUCUCUUCUCUGGUGUGGAUUCAAAUGGAAUAUUCGCAGGGGGUAGAAACUUUUUUGCAGUUUGGAUAUAGUUUUGUAGUUUGGAGAAAUGACUCUUCAGACGGGAUUCAUUAUAUGCAGAAGUAUCGCUUAGCUGCCAGAGCAGCUGGUGGCAGAGAAAGGGUUAAUUAGUUGUCCCGAAAACACUGGGAUACUCGGUAGCGUAAAUAGAUUAAGGGUCUGUCUUUUUUUAAAUUAUUAGGAAAUAUUUUUUAAAAAAACCUUUUCUAUUUAUCAUGAAAAUACACAUGUACUUAUUGUAACCUGAAUCAUUUUUAAAGUCAUUUUUGAAGCCCUUAUAUGUUCGCAAUUCUUGUUGGUUUCCUUUUAACUCUUAAGUUGUUCUGUAAAUCCUUUGAGCUUCAGUUCCUUGUGAUUCUCCACUUGGUACGUGCGA
Spea bombifrons (plains spadefoot toad) is the source of this 2879-nucleotide messenger RNA. RefSeq names its product MAU2 sister chromatid cohesion factor (gene MAU2). Gene Ontology annotation, molecular function: protein binding; double-stranded DNA binding. Lineage: Eukaryota; Metazoa; Chordata; Amphibia; Anura; Pelobatidae. Bases 35 to 1849 code for a protein of 604 amino acids. The transcript has 19 exons. Gene Ontology annotation, biological process: mitotic sister chromatid cohesion; maintenance of mitotic sister chromatid cohesion. Gene Ontology annotation, cellular component: chromatin; SMC loading complex. The record is from RefSeq and is a predicted model, not a curated record.